AAAAAGUCCCUAAAUGCAUACAAAAAGUGAACAAACUGUAUCUAAAUUCCCUUCAGAUUCAAACGCUCCCAUUCAAUUUCCGAAAAUAUCAAACAGACACUUAAAUCCCCCAAUUCCAACCAUCAAUUCAACCCUUCAAGUUCAAAUUAUUGAAUUUCAAAUUUUUGUUUAACUCUCUACACCAAACACAACCCUAAUCAAAACCUGCAAAAAAUGCAUACCACAAAUCCUUCAGAGUCGUCUCCACCGUCUGAUACCGUCGACAGUUCGCCACUCCUCACCCACUCGCUAGCUGACCACCUUCUUCGAAGCCGACGCCUUUUACGGCGUCCACCGCAGCCUCUCCGUGGUGCGGCUGCUAGGCUCCUCCGACGAGCCAGCAGCCGGCGCAUGAUGCUUCGAGAGCCCUCUGUCCGGGUCCGCGAAAAUGCAGCGGAACAGCUUGAGGAGCGUCAGACCGACUGGUCCUACUCGAAGCCGAUUAUUGUGCUCGAUGUGUUGUGGAAUUUUGCGUUUGUGGGGAUUGCUGUAGUAGUAAUGGUUUUGAGCGUCAAGGAGGAGACUGAGGUGCCGUUGAGGUUGUGGAUAAUUGGGUAUGCUUUGCAGUGUGUGUUUCAUAUUGCGUGUGUGAUCUUCGAGUACAGAAGGCGCCUUAAUGAAAGGAAUGUGGGAUUGGGAGCGAGUGGCAGCUGGAGGAGUGAAGAUACUAGCUCGGUAUCGGGGAGUGAUGGAGGAGAUUCUGUGGACUAUAGCCCUGGACAGCGUGCCAAUGAUGAAGAAACUAGUGUUGUAAAGCAUCUGGAGUCUGCAAACACAAUGUUUUCAUUUAUUUGGUGGAUCAUCGGAUUUUAUUGGGUUACUGCUGGUGGCCAAAACCUGACGCGUGAUUCACCUCAGCUAUACUGGCUUUGUAUUACAUUUCUUGCUUUCGAUGUGAUCUUUGUAAUUAUCUGUGUUGCUGUUGCAUGUCUUAUUGGGAUUGCUAUUUGCUGCUGCCUUCCAUGUAUAAUUGGAAUCUUAUAUGCAAUGACAGAGCGGGAAGGAGCAACAAAGGAAGAAAUUGAUCGAUUACCAAAGUACAAAUUCCACAGGACUGGGGAUAUUGAGAAAGUUAAUGGUGAGAUUCAAGCUUCUUUUGGAGGGAUGAUGACUGGAUAUGAACCCGAUACACCCACUGUACACCUUCUCUCGCAUGAGGAUGCUGAAUGCUGCAUUUGCCUCUCUGCAUAUGAAGAUGGAACUGAGCUGCGAGAACUACCUUGUCAUCACCAUUUCCACUGUACGUGCAUUGAUAAGUGGCUUUGCAUCAAUGCAACCUGUCCACUCUGUAAAUAUAACAUUCUAAAGGCAGGGAACCAGAGUGGUGGAGAAGAAGUAUAGAAACCAGGUUUUUAGCUAAGAGAAUUGGAUAGAGAUUCCUCCCUAUCUGUGUCAUCAUGGGCACACGACCAUCUUCUUGGCACCGAGGAUGGAUUUUGCUGAGACGGUUUUAACCAAUCUCCUCGUAGUUCUCCUUGGUCUUUGUGCUCAGUGUAUAUGAUAUUUUUACUGUUACCCGUUAAAGAAACAUAUCGAUUUACCACUUAGUAACAUGUUUUAUUUGUAAACUAGCUCGCACUGUUUGUCUUUGCAGUUGUGCGACCUAAAUAAUAAUGAUAAUAAUAAUUUAUAUAAAAGUA
Jatropha curcas is the source of this 1679-nucleotide messenger RNA. Its product is annotated as RING/U-box superfamily protein. Gene Ontology annotation, cellular component: plant-type vacuole. NCBI's taxonomy places the organism in Eukaryota, Viridiplantae, Streptophyta, Magnoliopsida, Malpighiales, Euphorbiaceae. Gene Ontology annotation, biological process: protein ubiquitination; ubiquitin-dependent protein catabolic process. The record is from RefSeq and is a predicted model, not a curated record. Gene Ontology annotation, molecular function: ubiquitin protein ligase activity.